Molecule: messenger RNA, 6009 nt
Organism: Athalia rosae (coleseed sawfly)
Lineage: Eukaryota; Metazoa; Arthropoda; Insecta; Hymenoptera; Athaliidae
Gene: UBL3
Product: ubiquitin-like protein 3
Exons: 4
Coding region: 442-810 (122 amino acids)
Molecular function (GO): protein binding
Source: RefSeq, a predicted model, not a curated record
CCCAGCGGAGGCGAGUGUAACGAAAAUAGUAGAGAGAUCACGGAUCAAGUUUCCCAGAAUGCAGUACGGGAUUGAUAUCGCCAUUUUAUGUGUUUGGCUCUGACACUGGUGGAGUGGUGCGUGGGGUGGAAAUCUCGCAGUCUGAACAAUCGCUUGCAAAAUGUUGCUAAAAUACUUUGUACCCGACAUGUGCAAGUAACGAUAACGUAGUGCACGGGUGUCGGGCGUUGGGUGUCGGGAGUGUAACACGGGAUUGUGCCAGGGCCGAAAUGAUUGUGUAGUGGAGAAUAAUUUGUGCGUGCGUGUGUUUUCAUCUAGUGUUGCACACUGGUUUUAACUGCUGUCACGAUAUCUGUUAUUUUGUGCUAUUGAGUUAUUGGUGUUGGCUCAUAUCACGCGCAGCCUCCGGAUUUUAUUUUGGAUAUCUCGUCGACGGUUACGAUGAGUUCCAGAAAUAUUCCCUCCGAUAAGAUAAAUCUACGCCUCAUUCUCGUCAGCGGUAAAACUAAAGAGUUCCUAUUUAGUCCGAGCGAUUCUGCUGGAGACAUAGCUCACCAUGUUUUUGAAAACUGGCCGGAAGACUGGGCGGAAGAAGCAGUCGCGAAGGCAGAAAUUUUACGGCUAAUUUACCAAGGCCGUUUUCUACACAGCAACGUUACUUUAGGUGCUCUUGGCCUCCCCUUCGGUAAAACAAUAGUAAUGCAUCUGGUACCACGCGAAAACCUCCCCGAACCUAAUUCACAAGACCAGAGACAGAAAAGUAAAGGUGGAGGAAGCAGUUGCUGCUCAGCCUCAUGUUGCAUACUUUAAAUAUUGGCUGCCCUGGAUAUGAAGGCUGCUUGAAGCGAGCCACCGUACAUCCAGGCUGGGCCAUGGUUUCUAAGGUUUUAUGCUGAUGUAUAAUUGUUAGUGGCUGAGUUCGCAAGCAGCGUAGUGUAGAAUGGUUAUACAUAACGACUUUUGUUUACAAUGAAAGAACUACUUUGAUUUUCCUAAUGCUAAAGAGACAUAGAACAAUAUAUAUCAAUAUAUAUUUUAGUUGGGUGUAAUUAAUGUUGAUCGAUAAUUUUCAUGGCUACUCGAUCAUAAAUUUUCACACACCGGUAUCUUGUAACUUGUAAACAUUAAGCCAGAGUUGAAGUCGAACUGUAAGUUGUCUCGACAAUGAAUUCUCUCGGUGAUAAGUAACUGUGAAUAAGCAGGAUGAACAAAUAUGGUGACAAGAAGAACAGGAGUUGAUGAUGGCAGUUGAAUUGCUUAUAAACUCAGAGUCCAGGUUUUUAAGUUUAACGAGCUCACACUACUGUGCUUAGAAGCUCAACCACUACCUUACCACCGCAGCGUUAUAAUUAUGUAGAAGGAAUAUGUGUGCAAAUGAAGAUAGGAGUGAUUGUUCAUGUUUGAAUGUUUGAGAAAGGAAUAAAUUUAUGUUGUGAUAUGCAGGUAGUGAAUAUAUUAUAUAUACUAUUAUUAAAAUUAUAUAUUAUAUAUAUUUAUAUAUAUAUAUGUAUGUAUGUAUGAGGAAAAAUAUAUAUACAUAAAUAUAUAUAUAAUACCGUAUGAGACGAGUUGACCUGAAGUUAAACUCUCGUACAAUAGACUUUAUUAUCAUGAAUUUAAAAUAAUAUUAUGACGCCACUUUGAGAGUUUAGUAUCCAGAAGUAAGAUUAUGAGAAAACCUUGGAUCUCUAAUGGUAGUUAUGAUUAAAAUAACAAAAAAAAUCAAAUAUAUUCUCUGUUAGCUCCAGCCCUGACAUCAAACCGUUGGGCCUUUAGCUUUACUCCUAGACCCAAUGACCCAGUGCUACGGGUGCACGCCCAUAAAUAGAUUAAUUAUUAUAGUUAGGUCCAACCAUACCGUAACAAUAUGUUGUAGCCUAUUCUAUACAUACUCUACUAUACUAACUGUACUGUAUUAUGACUCUUACCAAUGCAUAACAAUGUGUAUAUAUAUUGUCUUCUUGUGUAGUAAACUUCAUCAAAAUUUACCAUUAUAACAUCGUUUAAUUUGUUUCGCAUACAUACGAUCAAUUCAACAUGUCAUCCCUUAUUCAAACGCAUAGACACCGAUUAGUACCUGCCCAAUUUAUCUAAAACUACCGCUACUGCACCAUGGUGUAUUGAUUUAUUAGAUCGUCAAUUAUCAAGUUUUUGUCAAAUUCAAUCGAGCCCAAAUUUUUGUAGUAACCUUAUUCUACUACUACGCAGAUUAUAAGAAUAGAACUGGGGAUUCUGAUGCAGCCUAUGCAUCGUACAUUACGUAUUUGUUAAACAACAUUCAUUGAAGAACAAACAAUUCUUAAUUCGAAUACAGUGUGUAACCAAAUUUUAGUCACUAUCCAGUAAGUGUUCUGAUACUCUUUAUAGGAGCUACAGCUGCUCCAACAUUUCUUAUAUCAACAUGUAAGCAUUCCUUUGAACGAUUAAUCAACCCGAAAUUUAUAAAGAUUCGAGGGCUAGUGCAAGCUGAGUACCUUUAAAUGAAAUAUCAUCAACUUGCAGCUUGGGUAUGUGCCUGUUGUAGAGGGUAACGUGUUACACAGAUUCCCCUGAAAUCAUUGUAUUCGAUUUGGUCACAAUCCUUGCCUAGGAAAAUUCGUGAGACUUUGAUUGAUUAACAAAACUCUUAUGAUAGGGUAAUGUGAGCAUAGUCACCACCCUAUGCUUGCAUCAGAUAUUUAUUUAGCUUGAUUAUUCCUUUUUUUUUUUUUUUUUUUUAAUUUUAAUUUAAUCAUAGCUCUUUAGCAAUGAUAUGGAUUGACGCUCAUUAUUUUAUUUAUUCUCUAGAUCGCUGCUCAAAGUGAUCUUUGCCAAUCUUAUAACAGAUAUCUAUGAAUGUAUAUAAUUUUUAUUACCUUACUUAAGCCACAUACGUACAUAAUUUAAUCUCCGACAUUAAAGUAUGACAGCGUUAUUUAAUAUAACACUUGGUGCAAUAGUGAUUGAUUCACAUUUUCAAUGACAUCUUUGGUGGUAACGAUUAUAUUUUUGAAUAAAAAAUAAUUCGAUCUGUGUAUUCGUUGAGAAUGUAAACCUGGCCUCUUAAGAAAGCUGAUAUUUGAGAUAUUAUUUCAAGGUCCCACAAUUUGUUAUCUUUGUUUCUUUACCUUGGAUUGUAAUGGGUGAAACAGAUUUUCUGAUUGCAAUACUGAAAUGGUAUGUGUAUAGAUACUAAAUAAAUGAAUUUAUAUGAAUUUCCCUUCACUUGAACUUAUUUCAGGAUACUUUUGAGUAUUGUACGUCAGCUUAAAAAUUGAGAUAGAUUUACUUAUAUAAUUGUCUGUUCUGGAUGCAAGUAUAAUAACAAUCGUUUAUAUAUUUUGGCAAUUAUUAUUGGUAAAUGGUCGUUGAGCCCACUGCUAGAAUAUUAGACGCAGUUGACUUGGUUUCGUUGGUUCAAAUAUUCAUAGGUAUAACAUGGUAUAACAUAAUAAGGUUUAAGAGAGCAACAAUAUUUGACAUAUAGAGAGCACAGUUUUGCUACUUACUCUGGUUGUAAAAUGUGUUCAUUCAAUUUCAGAGAUGAUGAUUAUUCGAUUUUUUUACCACUAAAUUAAUAUUAUUUAAAAGAAAUAAUAAUCAUGAAAUAGCUUUAGUUGAUUCGUUGUAAAGGAUUUUUCAUUUGGUUCAAUAUUGUUAUAAUAAGGUCGUUCACGAAUUUCUUGAACUGCAUUUUUUCAGGCAUACAUUUUGUGAAUACAAGAAAAUUUGAUUCUUAAUCUAAUUACGUAUAACAACGAUAUUAAAGCUUAAUGUUGGGCUUGAUAUUUUGGAAGCCAUGUGAUUGGGUUGACUAGCAACUGUUGUACGAAAAAAAAAAUUGCGAAAAUAUGAAGACUCAAUAAAUGCUAAUAAUAAAUUAAACCAAACAAUUAUACGUUAUUAGCAAUAUAAGUAAUUGUGAAUUGAAACAAUAUCUGAACUGUGAAUACGAUUUAACAUAAUAGUAAGCUUUAUUCAUUCCGCGCUAUUUGAACUUGUGUCAGUAUGGUGCUUGCGUAGAAUGAUGUCCGGACUUUAGGAUUCUUGUAUUAUAAAUAUUGAACCCUCUCAUUAAUCACACAAUGAGUCAUCUAUGAUUUCUUCAAUUAUUGCCAAUUCAUUUGAUUGUAGUAUCAUAAAAUAAUUUAAUUCAGAUGCGGUUUUUUAUUUUUUGAUGAAAAAUUUUGUGAACGACCUAUUGGUGCCCAAGCAUGCUGAAGAAUCUUGUAAAUAGCUCAACAUUUUUGACAAAAUUGACACAACUACAUAUCAAUUGGAUUUCAAAGCAUUUGAUGCUAAAGAGUACAAAAAUGAAUCGAUAUCUUAAAUAAUUCCGGAUUUUGAUAGGAGGCAGAGAACUUCGAACAAGCGUAUGCCUAGGCUUGCGCCGACUUCGUGAAUCAAGUCAUUUCCUGCAAGUAAUACUGCAUUAAUCUAUUGAGUGCAAACGAUAAUGCAAGCAACGUAAUUCAGUUAGAAUGUUGAUUCAAAUUAUUGAAUAGUAAAUUUUGUACAUUGAUUUUGAGCAUUUAACAAGAUACAAAAUGUACUCAAACACAGAUGAAACAUAUACAGAUUUUAGGAGAGCCUAAUUACAAUAAAACAAUUUCAUUUUUACCUACUUUUGUGAAAAUUUGUAGCGUGGCCUACAUUCUAGCCAUUUUAAGUGCAUACUUAGAUACCAUUAUAUCGCAUGUGUGUAGCAAAAUAAUUAAUGUAUCAUGAAACUAUACAAUACUAACUACUCGAGGCGUAAUUGAAAUACAUGAAAUAAAAAUUGUCCAUGGUGAAAAUAGUUAUUCGAUGAAGAGAUUAUAAAAUAAUGAAUAUUGUAUCAGAUUAUAUGAAUAUAUAUUGUUAGGUGAUUGUGCAUAGGUAUGACUAAUUUUUUCAAAUUAUCUUCUUUGAAAAAGCGUUGAAAAAAAGUAUAAAAUAAAAUACGAUACAAUACGAAAAUUAUUCUGCUUUCAUAUUACAUUAUUUUGUUUAGAAUAAUAUGAAAUCAUUAAUAAUUUCUAAAUAAAUAUGUUCAUUAAUUCCUAAAAUACAUUGUGUUUUAAUGCUACUAGAUUAUAUAUAAUAUUCAUCUGUACAUAGAACAAUUGAAAUUUCCAAUGAUAGUGAAUGUUUUAGAAUCUUUUCAAAGGAACCAUCAAGUAGAACAUAACAAUGAACCAUUUUGUUUCUCAUUAUUUUCAAUUUGGUAAGCAAGGGAAUUCAAUAAGUUGGUUACAAGUAGGCACAGAAGAGGUGAUAGUAAGUUGCGGUAAGCAGAUUAAUGAAACUUCUAAUGCUAAUUUCAUGCACGGUUAACCAUCAUUGUGAAAUGUUAGGUGUCUUCUUGACGGCUGAAAAAUUUGUUUAUCUACUCCCUAGAUUACUGACAGCAAUCAUACUCAUCCAUUCGUACAUGACUUACAAUUUUCCUUUUUAUUCGAAAAUUAAAAAAUUCGAAAUAGUAAUUCCAUCCGGUAUUAGCAAUACCCAAAAUCAGUCGAAAUAUUCAUUUUAAUCCUAAGAUCACCGAUAUGUAGAAUCUAUGAUUUUUCUUAUAAUUAUUGAGUGAAAGUUACUAAGUUAAGCAUGACUUCAUUUGCUUAUUGCAGUAUUGAUGGUGUUGCAUUUCACUGCCGUUGGCUUAGUUGUGUUGAAAUAAGGAUGGAUAAUAUUCUUAAGUUCCAUGUUCUAGGCAUGCUCAUAACGUUUAUCCAAAUGGUUGGCAAUAUGUCAAGCUUUAGAUUUAGUAGAUUAUGGUUUGCAUAACAUGUCUUGAGUGGAUGUCAGCAAGACCUACCAACAUGUAUACUACUUAAUGCACAGGAAAUCAAGAGCUGUUCAGUCAGCAUAAUUAUACACCUUUUCUGUACCUCUUUGCAAUUAACAUCAGCAACUAAUUUCAGCAGAUCUACAAAUUAUGCUUAUGUUACACACCUAAUUUGUAAAUAUUAGAUCAUAUUUUUGUCUUUAAUGUAAAAUCAACGAGGAGCUCUUAGACUAAAGAAAAUAAAGUUGAAAACGUAAUGGGAA